GAGCUGGACUCGCGGAGUGCGCGGGCUGGUAUCGGUGCAGCUGCGUUUGGUCCAGUUGUAGGCUAGUCUCGAGUCAAGGCGCAGGUCAUGUUGGCCCACAUCGCGUGGCCAGCUAUCCCUUUCUCAAAGCACUGUCCGUCAGGGCCCAGACCCAUCGCCUCCUGCUGCUCCUUUCUCCAGUUCGUCUUCCUCCUCCGGAUCGAGACCUUGGAGGCUGCUCCAUGGACCUGUCCAUUGAAACAGAGGGCGAUUCCGAACAGAGGCUUAGCCGCGGGCAUGCGGGCCCUGCUGGUGCUGCCCGGCCUGUAGAGUCCCAGGCUUCUAUCAGCGUCGCCGAGGCUGACAUUCGCCGUGCAGGGGACCUUCAUAGCGGUGGCGGAGAUGCCGGAUUUCUUGGCGAGGACCCGCUCUUGCAAGUUUGUUCGGAGGCCACGAGCGGAUGGACACGCAGGGUAAGGAUCAGAAAGGCCCCCACUGAGUGCGAGCUCAAACCUAACCGGAAAAGUUCCCUUGAAUUAUCCAUGUGGGCGUUCAUAUUGAAAAGGGAUGGCAAUGUUGUCAACCCAGCUGUCGGGACUUCAUUUGAUUCAUUGGAUGAAGCCUAUCAAUUCUACAAUUUGUAUUCGUGGGAGCUUGGAUUCGGAAUAAGGUAUUCAAAAAGCAGGCUAAAUGUGGAGCGGAUGAAGUGCAUGCAGGAGAUAGUCUGUGGAUGUGCGGGUAAACCAGAGAGGGAGAAUACACGAUCAACACGGUGCGGCUGUGCUGCCCGGAUCAGGCUGCUUCGGUCGGACGACAAUGGAUGGUAUAUUUCAGAGCACCGGGCGGCACACAACCACUCUUUGUCAAGCACUUGUGGUGAGAAAAUGCAUUGGCCGUCACACAGGCUCAUUGACCGGUAUACUAAGGAUCAUGUUAGGCAGCUUAGAGAGAACAAUGUCAGUCUUGGAAAGGUUUUUAGCAUAGUUGGUAGAUUUUUUGGAUCAGUUGAUAAUGUGCCAUUUACAAAACGAUCACUGAAGACGCUGUGUUGCAAGUUGAACAAGGAGCAGUCUGAUUCAGAUGCCCGGAAAACAAUGGACAUACUUGCGGAGAUGAAGGAAAACGAUCCAGAAUUCAACUAUAACAGAGCCUAACUUCAACAACGAGAGCCUAGACGUAA
This is a messenger RNA of Triticum dicoccoides, 1159 nucleotides long. RefSeq names its product putative protein FAR1-RELATED SEQUENCE 10. The transcript has 4 exons. Bases 222 to 1133 code for a protein of 303 amino acids. The record is from RefSeq and is a predicted model, not a curated record. NCBI's taxonomy places the organism in Eukaryota, Viridiplantae, Streptophyta, Magnoliopsida, Poales, Poaceae.